Molecule: messenger RNA, 2874 nt
Organism: Chroicocephalus ridibundus (black-headed gull)
Lineage: Eukaryota; Metazoa; Chordata; Aves; Charadriiformes; Laridae
Gene: MYOC
Product: myocilin
Exons: 3
Coding region: 372-1775 (467 amino acids)
Biological process (GO): signal transduction; osteoblast differentiation
Cellular component (GO): Golgi apparatus
Source: RefSeq, a predicted model, not a curated record
GCGCCGGCGGGCGGCGGGGGCGGCCCCGGCCCGGGAAGACGCUGGCUCGGUAGCCCUGGGGCUGGCGGGGCUCCCGGCGACGCCUCUCUGCCAGCAGCGGGGGGGUCCGGCCGCCUCGGCCCCCGGCAUCGCUCCUGGCACACGGCCCCGGCAGCAAAGCCGUUGGCGGCGGCCGCAGGCGGCCGGACCCCGGCCAGCGGCCGCGGGGAGGAGGGGGGGGAGUGCCCGCUGCCGCGGGGCGAGAGCCGCCGCCACCGCAGGCAUCUGGAAGGUUCCGGCUCGUCCGUCCCCCCCCGCCGCCCCGACCCCUCUCCCCGCCGCCCUCCCGCCCUAUAAAUGCGGGCGGCGGCGGCGGGCGGCGGAGCGGAGCCAUGGCGGGGCCCUGGCUGCUGCUCUGGGGGGCGCUGGCCCUGGGCAGCCGCGCCGAGACAGCCUUUCUGCGGCGCGGCGAUGACAGCACCGGGCGUUGCACCUACUCCUUCACGGUAGCCAGCCCCGUGGAGGCCGGUUGCCCCGAUGGCGGCGGCGUGCCGGAGCUGCGGGCCGAGCUGGCCGCGCUGGCCGCCCGCCUGAGCCGGCUGGAGAGCCGGGAGCGGGGCGCGGGGGGCUCGGGGCCGCGGGGAGCCGAGGCGGGGGGGGUGCGGGACCCCCAGCACCCAGCCCCGGCCGCUCGCCUGGAAGCCGCCUACGGUGAGCUGCUGCGGGCCAAGUCCCGGCUGGAGGAGGAGAAGGGGCGGCUGGAGCGGGAGAAAGAGGAGCUGGGGAGGCGGCUGGAGAGCAGCGCCCAGGAGAUCGCCCGGCUGCGGGCCACCCGCUGCCCCCCCGGCGGAGAGGGGCCUGGCCGCGAUGCCCUGCGCGCCCCCGGCAAAGCCCCCCGCUGGGACCCGCAGCCCCUCGCCUACCAGGAGCUGCAGUCGGAGAGGACGGAGGUUCCCGCAUCCCAGCUGCUGGAGGAGACCGCGCUCGGCCGCUCGGGGAGUGAGGACUCGGGCUGUGGCGAGCUGGUGUGGGUGGGGGAGCCCGUCGUCUUCGGCCGGGCGGACUCCAUUGCCGGCAAGUACGGCGUGUGGAUGAAGGACCCCGAGCCUGUGCCCCCCUUCACGCGGGAGACCACCUGGCGCGUGGACACAGUGGGCACGGAGGUCCGACAGCUCUUCCAGUACGAGGCGCCCGAGCAGCUGGCCCGGGGCUACCCCGCCAAGGUGCACAUCCUGCCGCGGCCCCUGGAGAGCACGGGGGCUGUCAUCUACCGCGGCGGGCUCUUCUUCCAGCCCCGCCGCUCCCGCGCCGUGGCCCGCUACGACCUGCGGGGAGAGACCGUCACGGCCGAGAGGGAGAUCCCCGGCGCCGGCUUCCAUGGGCAGUACCCCUACUCCUGGGGGGGCUACACUGAUAUCGACCUGGCUGUGGACGAGACGGGGCUCUGGGUGAUCUACAGCACCGAGAAGGCCAGGGGGGCGAUUGUCCUCUCCAAGCUGGACCCUGAGACGCUGGAGAUCCAGCGGACCUGGGAGACCAACAUCCGCAAGCGGGGGGUGGCCAACUCCUUUGUCAUCUGCGGCACCCUCUACACCGUCAGCAGUUACUCGGCGCCCAAUGCCACCGUCAACUUCGCCUACGACACGGCCACCAGCACCAGCCGGGCCCUCAGCAUCCCCUUUGAGAACCGCUUCCGCUACCUCAGCAUGGUGGACUACAACCCCGCCGAGCGGCAGCUCUUCGCCUGGGACAGCUUCAACAUGGUCACCUACCCCGUCCGCCUCUCCCGGGCCUGAGCCGGGGCCAUGCCAUGGCUCAGCCCCCACGACCCCCGUGCGCGUCGGCCCCCCGCUUCGCUUCCCAGCUCCCCCCGGCACAGCCGGGAGCGCUGGCUCGGGCAGCCCCAGGCGAUGGUGGGGGCCACAUGCUGCCCAGCCGCGCCGUGGUGGGGCCCCCCAAUGUUGGCACCUCUGGCAACAUCCUGUCAUGCUCGAUGCAGCCGAGGGAAAUUAAGUGCUUUUUCUAGAGCCUGGCUGAGACGGUGAAAGGCCUUUCUCUGGCCUCGGCAGGUUUUGGGCGGGCCGCAGCGGUACCCAGCCCUGAGCUGCUCCAGCACCCUCCGGGAGCACCUGCAGCACAUCCCAGCCUGGCCACCCCCAGUUCGGAGCAGGGAGGGCUCGGGCGCAGCAAAGGCCGGGUGGCAGAGAUGGGGAGAGGCUGCCCUGGAGCUCCCACCUAAAAAAAAAUAAACUUUUUCCCUGACUGCAAGCAGCGAUCCCCUCCGUGAGGCUGGGGUUUGUGUUUCCAGGCUCUGGCUGAGCAUGAGCGCUGCUGCUGCCCCCCAGACUCCCCCCGGCAGCAGCAGUUUUGGGGAGACCUGCCCAUCUUGGGCCAGCCUUGCGGAGAAGAGCAGCGUUCACCCACCACCAGAGCCCACAAGCCCCGCUGCAUCCCAUGCUGCUGGUGCCUGGGGGCAUCCCGGAGCUCAGCUGCCUCCAAAAAUCAUCCGGCAGGAUCAAAAGCAGCGGGGAAUAUGGAUACUUGUUGCCCCAGCCUUGUUUUAUUGGGGGAAAAAAAAAAAAAAAGAAGCCAAGAGGGCAGUUGUGAGGUGUGCUGGCACAGCAUCCCACAGGGAGCGGCCCCUCGAUGCCCCCAGCCCCUCUCGGCUUUACAGCCGUGCCCGGCCACCAACUCGGUGGCAGCUAUGGUCCCCCCUGGCCUGCAGCGCUCCCCGUGCCAGGCCAAAACCUGCCGUUUUAACUAUUUAUUGUAAAAAGGCUGUAGGAGGCUUUUCCCCUCCCUCCCCUGGUGUCGGGGGCAGAUGGGGGAGCAGCAGCGGCCGCAUCCCCCGGGGGAUGCGCAGGAUCCCAGCCCAAUAAACGUUGCCCACCGCCG